Messenger RNA from Cyanistes caeruleus (blue tit), 1414 nucleotides. It is a transcript of the gene CENPQ, whose product is annotated as centromere protein Q. NCBI's taxonomy places the organism in Eukaryota, Metazoa, Chordata, Aves, Passeriformes, Paridae. Gene Ontology annotation, cellular component: nucleus. The record is from RefSeq and is a predicted model, not a curated record.
CUGUUUCUAGGCGUCGGGGGGAGCGAUGCAUGCCGGGAGUUGUAGUGUUGUAGUCCAUGCCGUUUUUGCGGUUCGCUCUGAAAGCUGUCCCGCAACAUCGAUAAUGAAACCACGCCACACAUCUUCCAAUAAAAUGGGGAAACCAACCAGUGGGAGAUCAGCAAAAAAUCCUUCUAAAUCGCAAAAUCAACAAGGGCCUUCCAGCAAAAAAAAGGGAGCAGAUGAACAAGGAAGAAAACAAGGUCAAAAAAGACAGCAGGUCCCUCAGAAAGUCAAAAGGGAAGUUAAGGAAUUCAAGGACUAUUCCCCUGCAGGAGAAAAUGGUUCUUCAAAAAAGGUGAAGCUGUCCAGUGCUACAGUAGGAUCUUGGCGGCCUCUCUCAGAGAACAGUAGGCUGUUCCUGGAAAAUAUAGUGGAUUCAGUAGUACUAUCUGUUUUGUCCCAGCAGAGGAAGAAAAAAGAUGAUGUUCAGAAGCACCUCAAUGUACUGAAAAAAAGGGUACUGAGAAGUUUCAAGUCUUUAAAGGUGCCUCCAGGGGAGCUGGGCAACCUGAAGAGUAUCCUGAGCCUUCAAAUGGCAGAGAAGCAAAUGCUUGAGACAAAUGAGGAGUCUCUGGUACAACUGCAGGAAGAAAUAACUGAAGCAGAACGAUCAGCAGAGCGCACUAAGGAAAAUAUACAGCAGCUGAAGUACAAAAUCCAGGUGCUCAAGAACCAGCUGAAGGAAGAUGAAAAAGAUGCCAGGAAGAUAUUCCAGGAAAAUGACAGUGGAGCACUCCACCUCCCAGAACUCCCUAAGCACAGUUUGCAGGCACCCAUUUUGCAGGAGGAAAUUUUGAAGGUAAAGAACCAGAAGGGCCUUUUAAAUGAUAUGAAUGCUAUUCAGCAGUCAGCUGACUUGAAGAACUUGUUAACCCUCAUUGAGAAGACCUAUGAGAAGGUGGAUUUGCUUUGAGAAGCCAAAUGUGUGGAGUGUCCAUGCUGAGUUUCUGAGAAUCUGCUUUCUUCCUAAUGGCCUUCCUGUUGUGACUGCUGAAUUUCUGUUAAAACAUUUUCUGUUAACAUUGGUUUAUAAAUCUGUGGACACAUUUUGGGACUCAAGUGAUUUCAGUCAUCUGUCAAGGUUUUAUUGGGGUUUUUUUUGACCUGUGCUGAUUUCUAAUGGUGACGUGUCUAUCCUGUCUUAGGGCAAGGGAAACAAAUGGAUCCUGGGUUAUUUGGGUUUUUUUUACAGAAUAAGGGAGCUAUUCCAUUGUAUUUGCACUUCUAUAUCUGUAAAUCACUGAAGGCAGUGUCUUUAACCAAAGUAGUUUUUAUCUGGUAGUUUAAACCCAAAACAGGUAAAAAUAAGCUUGUCUAAUACUCAGUUGUAAACCCCCUGUUCAACUUACUAUUUUCAAAAUAAACUCUCAGU